AUGGACAACACUUCAAGACCCUCUACGCCAGAGGCACCGCCGCAGGAUCUAUGGUCCUCCAUUCUCGACUCGGUCUCGUCCUCGCGCUCAAUACCGUCAAAGCAAAUCCUGCUGCUCGGCCAGCCGUCGUCCGGAAAAUCUACCCUGGCUUCGGCAUUGCUCCAGAAACCAUUGUCAGAUGAGGAGCAAGCUGCGCGCCGGACAGAUUUUGCCUUUGGCUAUGACUUCUCUGAUGUUCGCGACGAGGCAGACGAAGAUACCUUGGCUCGUUUGUCCGUGUACACCGUCCCCUCGGCCAACCCAGCAUACAUGUCUUUGCUCCCGCACUUCAUCCCCCCGAAAUCCGCGCUGCCUCAUACAUUAGUGAUGAUUGUGCUCGACUGGACUCGACCGUGGACGUUCAUUGACGACCUUCAAGUCUGGCUUGAAUGGGUGGAGACAUGGGCAAAGGGAGAUACUUCGCGCGAAGUAGAGAUUGCGCGUGAGGAGAACCGCGAAAGAUUGCAAUCACAUUUGCAGCAUUACGCGGAACCCUCAACCGACCCGCUACCUGCAAGUACUUCCGUACCGGGAACCCUGCUGCCUCUCGGCCAGGGCUCUUUCACACACAAUCAAGCUGGGAUACCAAUAAUUGUGACGUGUACGAAGGCAGACCUAAUCGACGGAGGUUCGGAACCCGGUCCUGGCGGAAUGGUGAAAGGCAAAGGCGGCGAGUGGGAGGAGAGAACGGAUGGAAUAAUGCAGAUACUUCGCACAAUCUGCUUGAAAUAUGGAGCCAGCCUAUUUUAUACCACACCGCUGCCAGACACCCUGCAAGUUCUCCGUCAAUAUGCCCUUCACCUCCUCUUCAUGCCUCCCGCGCCAUCGCCAGGUCUAUCCUCUGGUACAGAGACAGUUGCUCCCGCACGCAACCUCUUCCCUUUCCCGCAUAAACCUAAUACACUAGAUCGUGAUCACAUUGUAAUUCCAGCUGGUUGGGAUAGCUGGGGGAAGAUCGCAGUCAUGCGAGAUGGCUUCGAGCCUAAGCUUUGGGGAGAAGCGUGGGAGCACGAUCUAGUCGGCGAGGACGUUCAAAUGAAUGCCAAUGAUCGCAGUGCGAAGAAGAUGUUCAGCGCUCUUGUGCCAGAUCAAGGGGCCAAACCAACACCGCUACCCCCCUUCAACAAUCCUAUGCCAGAACAAACCUUCCUGGCGAAGCACUACGACGAGAACGCAAAGCGAGCUGAUCGUGACCCUCGUGGUGCUUUCCGCAAUCCCGCAGACAUGGCGGGCGCUGCUACUGGUAUUGUCGGGCCCAUGGGCACUAGUAGCUUCGACCUGCCCGCCGUGGAUCGCGCGUUGAGUGAAAUGGAGCUAUCAAGUGCACCAGGCCUUGGGCAGAGUAUCAACGGUAUCAACGGCACUGGAGCGGGGCGUGGUGGAAGGGCUGUUGCCCCAACUCGACCAGCAGGCCUUGCGACACUCAGCACUUCUUCAGCCGCCAACGGGCGGACGACAACUUCUCCGUCUCCCUUGAGUUCUUCAACACCAACCAGCGCUCAGUUACCUCAACACGACGUAUUACAGAACUUCUUCCAAAGCUUGUUGAGGGACCGUCCUGGCGCAAGCCCUACGAAGCCAAAACCAAAUGACACUGUCAAUGGUACGGAGGAUGGAACUCCUUGA
Pleurotus ostreatus (oyster mushroom) is the source of this 1665-nucleotide messenger RNA. RefSeq lists its product as uncharacterized. Gene Ontology annotation, cellular component: centrosome; cytoplasmic dynein complex. NCBI's taxonomy places the organism in Eukaryota, Fungi, Basidiomycota, Agaricomycetes, Agaricales, Pleurotaceae. Gene Ontology annotation, biological process: microtubule cytoskeleton organization; microtubule-based movement. The transcript is spliced from 5 exons. The record is from RefSeq and is a predicted model, not a curated record. Gene Ontology annotation, molecular function: dynein heavy chain binding. The coding region runs from base 1 to 1665 and encodes 554 amino acids.